Anopheles darlingi is the source of this 6997-nucleotide messenger RNA. RefSeq names its product extracellular sulfatase SULF-1 homolog (gene Sulf1). The record is from RefSeq and is a predicted model, not a curated record. The coding region runs from base 1113 to 5774 and encodes 1553 amino acids. NCBI's taxonomy places the organism in Eukaryota, Metazoa, Arthropoda, Insecta, Diptera, Culicidae. The transcript is spliced from 11 exons. Gene Ontology annotation, molecular function: N-acetylglucosamine-6-sulfatase activity; glycosaminoglycan binding.
GAGCACGUGCUGCUCGUUUCAAUUUUACAGGGCACAGCCACCCUUUAUUCGCGUUUCUCUGUGUUUCUCUAUACCUGGUAUACCUGUUCCCGAUUUGUGCGUGUGUACAUUCUGUCGGUGAUGGCUUGUUGGUGCAUCGCGGCCUCGUGUAUCUAGCGCUAGAGAUUUGAAUUUGAAAACGCUGACUAGUUGAUGUACAUUAAGAAGGCUAAAGUUAUGAGUGUUGAUCGUGGUUGUGCUUGUGCAAUGAUCUGAGAAAUAAGAGAUUCCUUGUUUUAGUUAUAUUGCUGAUAGUGGUGUGAGCAGAAGCUUGAAAGUGAAGUGAAAGACAUCGAGCUAGGAUGUACCGGGCAUCAAGAUGGUGAGGGGCAACCCAGCCAGACACACACAGAACAGGUGAAGCCUGCCUUUUGUUAGGCUUUUCUCGCGGCUGGCCGGCGGCGAUUGGUCGUCCGCGCGCGUGAGAGGCUCGUCCGGUGAACCCGCGUUGACAUUAGGUCACACUCAUUAGCCGCUGGCUUUCCGGGACUGUCUUCGUGCAUGCCCGGGACGAUCGUUGACCCCGGAAAAGGAAAAACAAAAAAACCAGAUGCGCAGCACGCUACGAAACCACAGCACCGCAAACCAAAGAUCACAUGCAGCAGCAGCAGCAGCACGCUGACAUCUGACGGCGAAGAAGGUGACGAAGAUAAUGAACCAACGGCGUGGCGAGGUGUGAUCCGAGCGGUGGUGGUGAUGAUGAUGAUGAUGAUGAUGAAAAGAGGUGGCCGCUUUCGGUGCCAUUAAUCAGACGUACGAUCGCGACUUUAUGCACACUUAAUUAGCUGUGUAAAUGUGCAAAAUGAUGUGAAACGACCCGCGAAUGCAUCGCCCAAGAAGUGAGGAAGCGUCUCUAGUCCUCAACUCAAGCUGCCAUCUUUAGCGCAGAGUGUCCGUGCAGAGUGUUGCUACUACGUGCGUUGUGAUUCCGUGGAGGGGUUCGUUCGAAUGGCCCGCAGUGCCCGUUGACACUAGCAGGAGAUAGUGUUUCAGUGUUCCAAAGGUGUUUCGACUGUGAUAGGUGUGUUUGUCGCGCGCGCGUGUGUGUGUGUGUGUAGUGGUUCACAACAAAAAUGAAGAUGACGUGUUGUUGGCUAACAGCGGGCCGAAGCAUGGAGUGUAGUGUAAGGAGACGUAGUUCGUUCACGCUGGUCGCGUGUGUCCUGUUCGUUGUGUUCGGAGUGGUGUUGCUAGUGGAGGCUGAGGACAGGAGCCGAACUGAUCGAUCUGCAGCUACCGGCAGCGUAGCAGCACAUCGUGAGGAGCGGACGGGCUGGGCCGCUUACCAGGAGCACCCCCUACCCCAUCAACAGAACCAUCGUCGCAACCAUCUGCAUCGCGCUGCAGGCCAUCAUCAGAGUGGCCGACGGCGACAUCAUCAAUAUCGGCAGACGAAGAACCGCCGUGCAAGAGCCCCACAGGAAGGUCGGGGUCGUGUGAAGAAAAGUGGUACCGGUGGUGUAAUCGACAACAUUUUAGCCCACGAUCCACUCGGAGGACCCCCGUUGGCCGAUUUGCGACAGACGCGCGAACGAAAACCCAACAUCAUCCUCAUCCUGACGGACGAUCAGGAUGUGGAGCUCGGUUCGCUGAACUUUAUGCCGCGUACGUUGCGCCUGUUGCGCGAUGGUGGAGCCGAGUUCCGGCACGCCUACACGACUACACCGAUGUGUUGUCCGGCACGGUCUUCCAUCCUGACCGGUAUGUACGUGCACAAUCAUAUGGUGUUCACGAACAACGACAACUGUUCGAGCACUACGUGGCAGACGACGCACGAGACGAGAUCGUUCGCGACGUACCUGUCGAACGCUGGCUACCGGACCGGGUACUUUGGGAAGUAUCUGAACAAGUACAACGGUUCCUACAUACCGCCCGGUUGGCGCGAAUGGGGUGGACUGAUCAUGAACUCGAAGUACUACAACUACAGCAUUAACAUGAAUGGUCAGAAGAUUAAGCACGGGUUUGAUUACGCGAAGGACUACUAUCCGGAUCUGAUUGCGAACGAUUCGAUUGCGUUCCUGCGUCAAUCGAAGCACCAGAACCACCGGAAACCGGUGCUGCUGGCGAUGAGCUUCCCGGCACCGCACGGACCAGAAGAUUCGGCCCCACAGUAUAGUCAUCUGUUCUUCAACGUCACGACGCAUCACACGCCAGCUUACGAUCACGCUCCGAACCCGGACAAGCAGUGGAUCCUGCGAGUGACGCAACCGAUGGAACCGAUCCACCGGAAGUUUACCGAUCUGCUCAUGACGAAACGAUUGCAAACGCUCCAGAGCGUCGAUGUGGCGGUCGAGCGCGUCUAUCAGGAGCUGAAAGCGUUGGGUGAGCUCGAUAACACCUACAUCAUCUAUACGUCUGACCAUGGCUACCAUCUUGGGCAGUUUGGACUGAUCAAGGGUAAAAGCUUCCCGUUCGAGUUCGACGUACGCGUACCGUUCCUGAUGCGUGGUCCUGGCAUUGAACCCGCUACGAUUGUCGAUGAAAUCGUCUUGAAUGUGGAUCUUGCGCCAACCUUCCUCGAUAUCGGUGGGGUAGCUCCACCACCUCACAUGGACGGUCGCAGCAUCCUGCCACUGGUGUUGAACCGCCACAAGGCGAUACUGGAUAAGUGGCCCGACACAUUCCUGAUCGAGAGCUCCGGGCGGCGAGAAACUCCGGAGCAGAUUCAGGAGCAAAAGCAACGUGCGGCUGCCGCACGCUACAGUGCACGGUUUAAUCUGCUGCACGCAAAUGGUACGGCGAAAAAGCUGGAACCGGAAGUGUUGGUCGAUAACAGGCCAACUGCUGGAGUCGCUGGAAUCGAUCACGUUGAUCUGACCGGUGAUCGCAAGGAGCUGGACUUUAGCUCUCACGAGCACGAUGAUGAUGAGGAAGAUCACGAUGAAGACGAUGAAGAUGAUCAUCAUGCAGCAACUGAGAGCGAAACGGAAACGCACGAUCUGAAGCGAAAUGACCAUCCGGAGGAUUACGUGAUUGACCACCAAGAGGCGCACGCUUUCGACCAAGCACCACCGCAGCAUGACAUUCACAGCCAGCAGCAGGGCCUGGAUAACACUCUGACACCGUUCCGCUCGAAGAUGGAUCGCCUCAAUACGGAAUGUUCCAAUCCUGCUCUUCAGCAAAACUGCGUCCCGGGACAGAAGUGGCAAUGCACGAGCGAGGAUGGUCGCUGGCGUAAACAUAAAUGUAAAUUCCAUGGCCAGCUACAGCAACACUUGGCCGAGAUGCAGAAACGGACGGGCUCGUCAGGAAAUGGCCGUAAUUGUGCCUGCUUCACGCCCGACAACUUCUUCUAUACCCGGAUCAAGACCAAGCGCGAUCAUACGAAAUGGCAACCGAUGGGCCAUUCGAUGCACCAGCGAAGACGUAACCGUCCGAAGCGUUCUCUGGUACCGGUGACGGAGGAGGGCGAUGAGAUUCUCCUGAUGGAGGCGCAAGGUCCCACGAUGGAAUCUCUGCUACAGGUUGUCGCUCAAAUCGAUAGCCUUAAUCGGGAACUGCUGGCGCAUGAGGAGGAGAUCGAAGGAUCCAGACGACGCAAACGCGAUACGACGACCACGUCAUCCUCUUUGGCCCAUCUGAAGGAUGUUGUGCAUGAACUGCAAGAGCAGCUAACACAAAUCAUGGAGAUGAUUGUACAGAAUCAUCAACAGAACGAAACCGCGGAGCAGGAUGUCUCCAUCAAUGGAGAUGGAGCCGCAGGUACCGUUCAGCGAUGUUUUGUGGUUGCGGCCGAUGGUAUUAACUGCUCCACGGUAGCCGAUACGACGAGUGAAACCUGGAAGCGUAGCCGUAUGACGGUGGAUCAGUUGAUGCGUGUGCUGACGGAGAAACGGAACGAAUUGAAGAACUUUAAGCGAACAUUGCGCGUACAGCGCCCGCCUGGUUAUCGAGGUGAAGAUUCCGAACCAGAGGACGAUUUAGAGGAUGAAGAUGACCUACCAGACAGUGGUAACAGUAGUAACAGUGGGAGCAAUGAAAAUGUCUCAUCUACUACCGUUGCCACCGCGACACCAUUGGUGAUGACGGGAUCCACCGACCAAACCGAGUCUUCGGUCAUCAACAUCCCUCGACGACCGGUACAAGGACAAGGAGUGGCUCGUCGACCGGCUGGAAAAUUCCCAAAUGGUUACGGACAUCGACGAAAGGUGGUGGUGAAGCCAUCUCCUGCACCAGGAGAGGAAGAGGAAGGUCCACUGAUUGAUACAAGCUUGUUCGCAACCGAAGAACAACCGUUGCCAGCGUCCAGUACCGUCGCUGGUCCGUUCAUGAACCGUACCGGCCCUGGUGGACGACAUCGUGGGGGUGCGGGAGCGAAUCAUCGCAUUAAUCACAGGGGACGUCAUCGAGGAUCGUCCCCGGCAGUGGUCAGUGCAGUAUCGUCCACGACUUCACCCUCUGAUGAUCGUGUUCGAUGGAGUGCCAGCGUAGAAUCGGAAGAUGCGAUCUCGGUAACGGAAGCGAACCGCGUAUCAGCGGGAACCAGCACGACGGAAGUAUCCGAAAGUCACGCCUCGACCAGUGAGGACACUAAUGUGUCCGCCAAUUCCGUCAACGGUGGUACACCGGCUACGACGGAGCAUAGCAGUGGCAAUGAUGCGGAUCGUAGAAUUGUACCCGAGCGGCGUAAGGUGUUUGCAAAGGAACCGCACUUCGCGGUAAACAGGACACUGGAGACACCGUACAAUGGAAAUGCGAUUCCGACGGCCGGUGUGGAUGCUACAAUUCCACCGACCGAGUGCUACUGUGCUGAAGAAACGGAAAGCUAUCAACCGGAUGAGAAAGAGUUGGCACGGGAAACACGGCGCCGGUUGAAGGAGGAACGCCAACGGAAGAAGGAACGGAAACGUAUCAAGAAAGCAAAGAUGGAGAAAGAGUGUCUAUCGGAGAGGAUGAACUGCUUUAGCCACGAUAGCAAUCACUGGCGUACGGAACCGCUGUGGGACGAUAAACCGUUCUGUUUCUGCAUGAACGCCAACAAUAAUACGUACAGCUGCAUACGCACGAUCAACCAAACGCAUAACUUCCUGUACUGCGAGUUCACCACCGGAUUAGUGACGUACUAUAAUUUGCGUAUCGAUCCUUUCGAGACGCAGAACCGCGAAUCUUCGCUGACGUCGGAGGAAAAGAAGGUUCUGCAUGAGACGCUGGAAGAGAUGAAACGGUGCCGUGGUAAGGCAUGCACGAUGCCACGCUACCAACAGAACACCCUGCCAGAAAGCAAUCUGUUGCCUCCGGCGACAGGGUACGGACUAGGUGCACCACACGCCGGUGGUCUUGGAAGUCGUCAAACAGGUGGAAACAUACCACCGUACGGCGCAGGACUGGGGGCUGGUGCCGGCGGUGGAAACCGGCGAUCGAAGUAUCAUCGGGAUCAUACCGUGAAUCAUGGUGCUAGUGGAGUUGUUGGUGGUGGUAGUGCUGGUGUUGGACAUUAUCCGGUAGAGUACGACGGUAGCCAAACGUUGCAUGGAGCCGUAGGUGUAGGAGGCAACUCAAAGAAGAAAAACAAAUUCGGCAAACGAAAACAUCAUCAACAACAGCAGCAACAACACCAGCAGCAGCAGCACAACAACCGUCGACAGUUUGGCGAGGUGAUUCCACCACACGAAAACGAUUUCAGCCUAGUAGGAACGUUACCAGGAGAGGGCCAUGGAGCCGUUGGUACCGGUGGAACAACGAAACGCAACCGAACGAGCCGUCGACCUGUCUGGCACACGAUCUACAAGGAGUAAAUCCGUUGCAGUUCCAUUGCGAUGGCGCAACAACGGAAGUGCAAUCGAUUCAAAAGCGAAGCCAAAAAGCAACCGUUCACUUGGUAGGCGUAUUGGGGGGUCUUGGGUGGGUAUCAUGCUGGCCCAACCACCAACUCUACGUGUAACGCCACUUUUCGAUGCGUUCUCUCCUCUCUAUCUAGUGUAACCGCUUAGUGUUCUCUGUGUUCUCGGUGUUUAGGUUAACGUUUCGUGUGAUCCCCUUGCAUCCUUGUACAUUGAUUCGUGUAACUAUAGUUUUACCCUUCCAUUAGUCCGUCGUAUUAUCGAUCACAGACACACACACACAAUCGGUUACGCACAGUUUUUAAUGGUCGUACACUGCCAUUCCAAUGCAAUCGAACAAAAGUGAAGAAGAUGCUGUUGAUGAUGGUGCUUUAGCAACCAGAAUUUCAGCUCCGUAUGCUUCAUAGAGAGACAAGAGGAUGAGCUAUCCGCUGGAAGAAAAUGGAAGGAAGCUUUAAUAUAAUUCCGUAGAGUAGUAGGAGCUGUGGCGGUGGAUUGGCAGCAGAAAACAAGCAGCACAAGUGCACAGGCUAGUAGGAAUGAACAAUGAGGCAACCCAGUUUUAAAGAAUGUUUUAAUUUAAUUUAGUCCAAUGUUAUUUAUCUAAUGAGCUGAUUACGACUUUGCUAAUCAAUCAACAGGUACACGAUCGAAGGUUUUAAACUACGAAAGAGUCGAAUGCAUCGAUUAUACGACUAAUACGCCCAGUCCCAUCCAAAGGGGAUAUGAAUUUUAGCUUAGGUUACAGCGCUGCUUUUGUAAAAUCCGUGCAACCGUGUACCCCCGGCAUGUGCUUUGCGUCCUCAGAAGGUUGACAGAAAUCGUAUUUAUUGCUUUAGUAAAGUACAUUGCACAAGUCAAGCGAGCGGAAAGAGGGAGCCGAUACUUUAGGACGUUCGGCAUAAGAUAUAUGCUGUGCUCAUCGAGAUGAUGCUCUGCCGGCUUUACGGCAAACGGCAACUUCGUGUUGAAAGCGAACCCAAUCGACGGCGCAAGUGGUAAAUGGUCGGCAUCAACCCGCGACCAGGAAGGUGAUGCACAAACAAAUAAUCUUAAAGAUAACAUCAUUUAACGAUAUGAUACUGAGUAGUGCUGUAUACACAACAGUAGUGAACAUAGAAAACCACUCAACGCAACAUAAAUUCCUGGGUUGAGAUAAUUGAAACUGUGUUUUUUUU